Molecule: messenger RNA, 2595 nt
Organism: Helianthus annuus (common sunflower)
Lineage: Eukaryota; Viridiplantae; Streptophyta; Magnoliopsida; Asterales; Asteraceae
Product: pentatricopeptide repeat-containing protein At1g09410, mitochondrial
Exons: 3
Coding region: 755-2500 (581 amino acids)
Biological process (GO): RNA modification
Molecular function (GO): protein binding; RNA binding
Source: RefSeq, a predicted model, not a curated record
CAUAGCUCUCCUUACAAGACUUGAACUCAAGACCUCAAGUUCAAGAGGUGUGCGCUGAACUAGUUUACCACCUAUGGCUUUGUUUAGAAGGUUCCCCUAUACAAUAUAAAAGGAUUCCUUCAGAAUUUUCAAUAUAACUUAACAUUAUAAAAUACGAAAUGAACGGGUUCCUGGGAACCCCCAAAUUAGCUCUAGAUCCGCCUCUGACCGUUCAACAUCUCCAGAGUGCCCCAAGGGUGUCACGAUGGUCUCCGACGACCGUAAGACGACGAUGGUGAGUUGCAGCGAUAAAUCGGUUUCCAGCAACUGUCGUGCAUGUCGCCUAUUUUGUCAGAUCGAAACUGUUGGUGGUUGAUUUUGACGGCGGUUAAGUGAUGGCCAAGGCAAUUAAGGCUCGAUCCGUAGUGCAGUUAUAGAUUGGGGAUGGCUGGUCGAUUUUCGCCGCUGCUGGCGACGACGUUUCUUCUCGCGACUCACCGUAUUCAAACAACCACUCUCGAAACAUCUUAUGCGGAAUCGAUAAUUUUCCCAAAAAAGUUGUGGUUUUGUAACGACGAUGGUGAGAAGCCGUUGGUGUAGAUGGACGGUUUGGAAAAAAAAAUUGGGCGAAUAUCGAGGUGCCACGUCAGCUGGUUGGCAAUGGCAUCCAACUUCGAAAAUGUUAUAGAGUUAAUUAAUUAAUUAAUAUGUCACUUUAUUUAUAUCUUUUAAAAUAUAUACUAACAUUUAUAAAAGAAAAUAUAGAUAUAUACUUAUGUUUGAACAUGGGUUACUUUCAAUGUUUUUAGCUUCUGUUAGUCAUUGUAACCGUAUGCUUUCGCGGGCAAAAAUUCAAAACAUCACUCGUUAUAUCUCCACAAACAUUCUAAAUUCCCCUUCAAUUCAAAGUGUAUAUUCUUCAAAUCUCAGAAUCAGCAGCCUCUCUAGUCAAGGGAAAAUGGACCUUGCACGCAAGCUGUUCGACGAAAUGCCUAAACGAGAUAUUGUUUCUUGGAACUCACUCAUCACGGGCUACUGGAAAAACGGGCAUAUGGGAGAGUCCAAGAGCCUAUUCGAUGCAAUGCCGGAGAGAAACAUAGUGUCUUGGAACUCCAUGAUCGCGGGUUGCAUCGAAUGUGGGAGCAUAGAUGCUGCAUUUGAGUAUUUUAGCCAAAUGCCGGAGAGAAACAUCGCGUCGUGGAAUGUUAUGAUCGCCGGGUUUGUUCGGUUUGGAAUGAUCGAUAAUGCGUUGAAGGUGUUUGAUGAAAUGCCAAGGAGGAAUGUGAUAUCUUAUACCGCUAUGAUUGAUGGGUAUGGACAGAUUGGGGAGGUUGAUAAAGCUAGGCGGUUGUUUGAGUCAAUGCCGGUUCGUAAUGAAGUUUCGUGGACUGUGAUGAUCAGCGCGUAUGUGGAGAGUAAUCGGUUUGAUGAGGCUAGAGAGCUCUUUGGUCGGAUGCCUUGCAAGAAUGUAGUUGCUGUGACCGCGAUGAUUACUGGUUGUUGUAAGGAGGGAAAGAUGGAAGAUGCUAGAGUGUUGUUUGAGCAAAUCCGACACAAAGAUGAUGUUUCGUAUAAUGCUAUGAUAACAGGUUACGCUCAAAACGGAAGAGGUGAGGAAGCACUAAGACUACUAGUAGAUAUGAUACGUAGUCGGUUAAGACCAGAUCAAUACACUCUUGUUUCGAUUCUUGUUGCAUGUUCCGGUCUUGCUUCACUAACAGAAGGCAAACAAACUCAUGCACUUGUAUUCAAACAUAGGCUUGACACUCACGUUUCUGUAGCCAAUGCUUUGAUCACUAUGUACAGCAAAUGCGGGUCUCUUCCGGAGAUUGAGUUGGUUUUUGAACAUAUUUGUGCUCCGAAUAUUGUUUCUUGGAACACAAUCAUUGCUGCUUUUGCACAGCAUGGACUGUAUGAGAAAGCUCUCGGUUUUUUUAAGAAGAUUGAAUUGCAUGGAAUUGAACCAGACGGGGUCACGUUUCUUAGCCUGCUGUCUGCUUGCGGUCAUGCUGGUAUGGUGAAGGAGAGUUUAUAUUGGUUUGACUCGAUGAAAAACACUUACAAGGUGGCACCGAGGCGUGAGCACUACGCUUGUUUGAUCGAUAUAUUGGGUCGAUCCGGUCAAGUUGAGACCGCGUAUAAGAUGAUUCAAGAGAUGCCGUUUGAAGCCGACUUGGGAGUGUGGGGUGCGCUUCUUGCAGGGUGUCGUUUUAGUUUGAAUAUCGAGUUAGCUGAAUUAGCCGCACGGGAAAUCAUGAGGUUGGAUCCUAAAAACUCGGGGGCUUACGUUAUGUUGUCUAAUAUUUACGCUGCAGCUGGUUUGUGGAGAAAAGUGAGUCGAGUGAGACGUUUGAUGAAGGAAAAUGAAGUGAAGAAGCAAACGGCGUUUAGUUGGAUGGAGAUCGACAACACGGUGCAGUAUUUUGUGGGAGGAGAUGUAUCGCAUAUAGCUAUUGAUGAGAUUCACACUGUUAUUGUACAACUUUACUCACAGAUGAAAGCCAUGGAGUAUAUUACUUAGUUUAGCAACACAACAUAUGUUAUAUGUAUAGAUACUAAGCUUUUAGUUUAUGUUUUUAAACUUUAACUAAAUGUGUCAUAUGACACUUGGUACAA